UCUUUUUUUAGUGUUGUCAAAACACUCGCAGGACUUAUCCCUGCGAUAAACAGGAUCGAAAAGAGUGGGAAGACGGUAAGCCUUUCAGUUAGACCUAUAAUAUCUUUGACAAAUUGCUUCUUAAGCUAUUACCAAAUCAAAAUCUAUAACGUUCCAGCAAAAGGUUGGCCACGGUAUUCGACUUAAAACUGAGAACCAAAAUAGUUGUAAACAGUAACAAAUAUCUUCAACCUUAAGUUCGUGUCUUAAAUGUUGUCAUGUCCUAGCGCACUUGAAUUCCGUUCAUUUCCGAAAACCGCAAAACAACCUAGAGAUGAGCGAGAGAGGUUUGCAACAUAUCUUAAUAUAAAUACUUUAUUAUUUAUACAAUUUUGAGAUUUUGCUUUUUCUCUUACUGGCGGAACAAUGCGUGUGGAAAGACUCGCUUUAAGCACUACCUGGGUGGUGAACAGAAACUCGCCAUGUGAUAGCCACCGCAAAAAAUUCCAUGGGUCAAUUCCAAUAGAACAGCGAUGUAGUGAUCACAUUGUUAAAUUUGUGUUAUUGUGUCUGUUCGUUGAUAAUACUAAGCCUUCAGUGUUCAGUUUUCGUUAUAUGUACUUAAACUGUUUUACUUGUUUUUCCAGUUUAUUAAUUGUAAUCGCCUGAUUUUUAACAUGUUUCCGCUUAGGGGGGAUAGAUAAACCCCAGGCUACUAAUCCAUAACUCAUUUCCCGGAAUAUUGGCUUAUUUAACGAGCUGCACGAUCCACUCUGUCUGUCACUGACAUCUAGGCGGUACCCCUGUGCUUUAUACGGUUUACCCACCAGAAACAUAUCCUCUUGGCGUAGUAACUACCUUUUUAUCAGAAAAUCAUUUUGUUUCUCAUUUCGCUACAUAUUCAGGAAAGCGAAGUUACUCAACCUUAUAGUUAGAUCGCGCUCAUCGCUCUACACCGCCCUAAAAAGGCUUAGCACCGGUCACGAAGUGAGAAAUCCUCCGAAACCUUACAAAUGGUAUGCUUGAAAUUGUACCAUUCUUUUGUCCCUGAAAAUGCCGUAUAACACCGAGAUCGUAAGUUGAAAACAUUCGUUUCAUGCUUCGCUGUCAUAAGACGCGAACCACUAUCUCACUUGGAGGAUAACGUUAACCUUAGUACUAACACAAGCCAAUAUGUGUCUCGCAACAAUAGUAGAACUUGUGAUAAUGAUAACUGACUGAUACAGGGUUUUCUUUUAGCUCACGAUGAGAAACUCGACGACGCUGCUCCUCUUCUUCGUGUUAGUUAUGCUAAACAUGUUGAUGAGCGAAACACGGCGUCGACAUGGUAAACCCAGCCAAGACGAGUUAAGGGCAUUCAAGAGAUGUAAAGGCAAGGUGUGUGUUGCUCGAGUGUCAUUCUGUAUCAUAAUGAAAGAUUGCCAACGCUGCAGACCUAGAGCCCCCGGGCAAAAGUGUGAGUGUUGUGAAGACUGUUUUAGAUGCCUUGGUAAUCUCUGGAGAAAAUGUUGCGACUGUAUUGGUCUGUGUAGCUAUUUUUCACCUCCAAACGCCACGAGUAAACCCCAGGAAGUGCCAAGCACCUUCGGCGAUUUGGACACGUCUUUACCAACACUGUUCGAGGCGUCGUUCCAGGCGAUGAGUCAUGGAUCGCGUUUCCCCAUAGUGUUUAAGACGAGACCGCGCCAAUCUGAAACUCCUUUGUCACCUACUUCGGGGAAAAAAGGCUCUUCCAACAACAAAAGUGUCUGUAAAGUAGCUUUCCGUGAUGGCUGUGUCGUUAAGGAAACCUGCAUAAAGAUCUGCUCUGACCUUGGAUCACACAGAUACCGCUGGUUCCGGAAUGGCUGCUGUCAAUGCAUCGGACAUCAUUGCAGUGACUACGGGGAUAAGCGACCACUCUGCAAGAAAUGUCUGGCAAAUUAGGAUUCGAUAUAUUCACAGUGUCGGGGUGGAUUAUAAUAUAAUAAAAGUUACAGAUACAAUUUACAAGGGAAUUUUAUCGUUAUCUCGGAAAUCUCUCUAAAGCUUAUCCCAGAGUUUCAAAAUAUUUCCAGUUGCAACUAAUCGUUCACUCUGGAAUCCAAGCAAAAAUAGCAAGACAGCUACGAGAAGGAUUCUGGGAACAGAAUCGUUUCACCAUUCUAUUACCCAGGUGUCCCCCUUCGAGGGAUAGAGACUUAUACGUGUUAAAUACGCGACGAGAAUAAGAUUAAAAAGCUAAGCGAGGAACUAUUAAAUUAAAUAAUUUGAAAAGUAGUCUCAGAAGAAACCAUUUCACGUGAAUCGCUAAUUAAUGGUCAGAUUAGGGCCUGAUUUUCGCGUUAUUACAACAGACAGUUCUUCAGUCGAAACACAGCGUGCGUUAUAUCUUAACAAGUUCUAGUCAUAUGAUAAAAUGUAACAACUCAGUCUUGAUGACCGGUCGACGGGGCAAAUUAACUUAUGUUUAAAGGCUGGCGGAUAAGUUUUAAGUUAGUUGACCGUUAGCUCCAUUAUCACUCAAAAGACGAAAUCGUAUAUAUAUGUAUAAAAUUAUUUCAUCUCAGUUAUUUUAUAUAUCAUUUUACGCACUCUCUAUUCCUUUUUGACGCAGUAAAUAAAAUGAUUUUACCUCAGGAAACCUAUUUCUUGUCCAUGUGUGUAUUAAAAUGGUGUGGUUCAAGGUAGGAUUACAGCCCACCCUCUUUCCUCCCCUAACUCCACUCUGCCCCAAUCCUCUGAGUCCUCUCUGCCUUUCGGAACCGGGAUGGAGUGAGGAAUAUUCUACGCCUGCUGAGGGCAAAAAGCAGGGAACAUAUACUGCUGUAGAAAGUCGAAAAGCUUAAAAACGUUACGUUGUCAAAAAUGCUGCCGUGGAAAGCAGCUUCAAUUUUUCUAAAACUUUACGGAAAAACGGGGCGCAAUAGGUCGGGACAAAAAAGGGCACUUUUUCUGCUGGUCCCAAAUGGAAAAAUUCUCUGAAAAAAUAAAACGGAACAGUUUCCAGAAUUGAAGUCCCUUUUCACUGUUUUGAUGGAAUGUUCUGAAUAAUAUUUUGCACCAUAAAAAGUUCCAGGCCUUUUAGCGUUUACAGCCAUGCCAAAUUUCUGUUUGAGAAACAAUUGCUUUGUACCCUAACAAAAAUUCCCACUCGGCAAAAAUAUCAUGCAGGAAGCUUGAAAGGUUGACCAAAAUUUUCGAAACCCGGAAGACCGGGAGUGCUUGCCAUUUUUCAGAAUGAACCGGUUGGGA
This is a messenger RNA of Orbicella faveolata, 3213 nucleotides long. RefSeq names its product twisted gastrulation protein homolog 1-A-like. Lineage: Eukaryota; Metazoa; Cnidaria; Anthozoa; Scleractinia; Merulinidae. The record is from RefSeq and is a predicted model, not a curated record. Gene Ontology annotation, biological process: regulation of BMP signaling pathway.